AUGGAUCCUGCUGCUCCUGCUGUUGCUCCCCCUGGCCAGGCCCCGGCCCCGGCCCCGGCCCAAGCUCCCGUCCAGGCACAAAUCGGCGGACGAGAAGUUUCUGGGAAUGAAAGAGGAAGCCUGCGUUUAGGCCUCUUUCUCUAUCAAUUGAUCUUUUCUGUUUGCCCCAGAGAAACAGGUCUUUGGAGACCCUGGCUGCCCUCCAUCAAUGACCGACCAAGGCAGGCUGCUGCUGGGGCAACAGCUGCGGAGGUCACCAAGGCCGAGUCUGGGUUCCGUCACCCUGUCAGGCUCUUCUGGCCGAAAUCCCGCUCCUUUGACUACCUGUACAGUGCGGGGGAGAUGCUACUACAGAAUUUCCCUGUCCAGGCCACCAUCAACUUGUACGAGGAUUCUGACAGCGAGGAAGAUGGGGAGGACAAGCAGGAGAAUGUAGAGGAAGAGCUCAAUGAAAUAGGGCCAGAAGGGUGUGCGAAAGCACCAGAGGCAACACCACACAAGGCCACAGCUCUUUCCCCUGACCCACCCCUGACCUGUCCAAACUGAAGCAAUCCUAGUUACACUUGGCAGGUUUCCAAGGGCAUCAAUUAGCAAAGAGUCUCCAGACACAAAUUUUCUGGACCAAAACCAGUGUCCUCGGGCUGUCUAGCACACCCUGGCUUUUCUGAUGGGCUUGCAAGGCUAGGCCUCUGGCAUGUUCUUGUCUGAGCUGCUCUUGUGCCAACAGUAGGAGGUUCCUAAGACCCGGAAGGGGAUUAGGAAGACUAGAUUGCUGAAGGCCUCAGGAAGUAGAGCAGGGCAAGGGAUGCCCUUGGACAAGAAAGCAGUCACUCCUCCAGGGCCGUUUGAUCCCCCAGUUUUCGAAGGUAGCCAUAUGAGCCAGUCUCCAGGGGAGCGAGGCUGGCCUCCAGCUUCUUCUCCAGAGACACCAUCACCAGAUCCAAACAAUACUGGAGCCCCUUGAGGGAAGGGAAGGGAAGGGAACAGAAGAAGGCAUCUUGAGAAUCUGUUUGUCUGGGAACCUGCAUCCUCUUUGCCUGCUAUUCAUUCAGUCUGGGUAUUGGCAUAAGAUGAAUCAGGAGAAAAAUAAAUGGAAUGAUGUUUGCCUUUUUCUUGGAA
Arvicola amphibius (Eurasian water vole) is the source of this 1119-nucleotide messenger RNA. It is a transcript of the gene Ripply1, whose product is annotated as ripply transcriptional repressor 1. Gene Ontology annotation, biological process: negative regulation of transcription by RNA polymerase II; embryonic pattern specification. The record is from RefSeq and is a predicted model, not a curated record. Gene Ontology annotation, cellular component: nucleus. Bases 1 to 546 code for a protein of 181 amino acids. NCBI's taxonomy places the organism in Eukaryota, Metazoa, Chordata, Mammalia, Rodentia, Cricetidae. The transcript is spliced from 4 exons.